AUGUACUGCACCAAACGUUGCCUCCGAACGGCGCUGCGGGCCGCGGUGAAUCUCCAUCGGCGACAGCUUGAGCAUCACCAGACGCCGGCAUGGUGCGCACUUCGACUCCUCAGUACAGGUGCCGCCGUGCGCUCAGACACCCUGGUCACACCGCCGCUAGAUGGCGCCCCCAAACAGUACUCGCCCAAAAUCCAGCAGCUCGUCAGCGACAUAGCCAGCCUCACAUUGUUAGAAGUUUCGGACCUCAAUGAGCUCCUCAAGAAAACAUUAAAUAUUCAGGAUGUGGGAAUGAUGCCGAUGGGCGCGAUGGCUGCUUCGGCUGCUCCUGAACCUUCAGCCGCAGAAGAGGAGGCGCCGGUGAAGAAAGAAAAGACUCACUUCACAGUCAAGCUAACGGAAGUCAACGCGGCCGAGAAGGUGAAACUCAUCAAGGAGGUGAAGAACUGCAUGCAAGGCUUGAACCUUGUGCAGGCCAAGAAGCUCGUGGAGUCUCUUCCUCAGGAGAUCCGUGCCAAUGUUUCCAAAGACGAGGCAGAGAAACUGAAAGCGGCGUUGCAGGCGGCGGGGGGAACCGUCGUCCUGGAGUAG
Messenger RNA from Nerophis lumbriciformis (worm pipefish), 588 nucleotides. Lineage: Eukaryota; Metazoa; Chordata; Actinopteri; Syngnathiformes; Syngnathidae. The record is from RefSeq and is a predicted model, not a curated record.